CUUUCUCGAUAUUUUUUUGAUUUUUUUGUGGAUUACUAUUCGAUGUGUGUCCAGAGUCUUUGACCAGCUUAUUUUGUAUGUCAUUCAAAAGUAUUGAAAUUGAUUUUUUAAGUUUCCUAUAACGUUUAUUUAAUCAUUAAAUUUACCCACUGAGUCUAAAUAAAGCAAAAAUACCACUGAUAUGAGAUAAUCAUUCCACUGGAUUAAGUAUAGAAGAGUACCGAAGAAGUUCUAUAACAGAGUGAUUCAUUUCGGAUCCAUACGCCAAGUGGUAAAUUGAUUUCGGCUCCUUUUCCAACUAAACUGGCCAAGUCAAUUGGGUCAUCUUCAUCAUUUCCAAAAGGCGAAGAUUCUUUUAUGUUAUAACCAAGUCCCAAAUAUUCUAUAAACUUUUUUACAAAUGUGUGUAAAAUUAUUUUUGGACAUAUAAGCAAUUGUUACCUAAUCCGUAAAGUUUAAGGGAGUUAUCUUGAUUGUUAUAAAUAAAAGGAUUUAACUUUUGGGCAAAAAUGGUGUUAAUGUAUAAGAAUGUUGAAAUGAGUCCUACUAUGUUUAUUACCAUUUGUGUAGUGGAAUCGAAUUUUUAGAUCUAAAAUUUGUGUCAGUUUAAAUUUGUAAAAUUUAACUUUUUUAUACCUUUUUUCCCAUUUUUUUAUAAUCAUAGAGGCACCUGGCCACUUUUGCCAGAGUCUGAACUAGUCAAUUCCUCUAUUAAUUGUUGACUUCGACACACAGCUCGGUUGAAUAAUUAUAUGCUGUUUUUAUUCUUAAUCUUUAAUUCACUCCCAUUUUGUAUUCAAAGCGAUUUAGACUUUAAUAUUUGCAAUUUUAGCACAAGUUAUUUACUAACAAGGUUAAAAGGAUUAGGCAACUUUCCUAAUAAAAAUAAAAAUAAAUUUAAAAUUGCCCCAAAACCACAAUCUGAUUAAAAUUCAAGGAUAAUCCUACCAAUAAUAUUACAUUUAAUUGUCUUUUAAACGAAUCAGAGGAUCUUUCUCUAAACAUAAAAUCUUUUCUGAAGAUUCAAGCACACACAUUGGACAUUAAUUUGUUUAAAAUUAGAAUUUUCUAUUAUUUUCAAUAACUGAAUAAGAUGUUAACGUUUAAAAAUAAAUAAGAAAGUAUUAUCGAGUAUAUUUUUUUGGAAAUUGAUCUGAUCAAUUAAAUUUCGGAAAAUUUUCAAAAAUAAAAAUCAAAUAAUUGAAGUUUAAAUAAGGAUAUUGGUUUUGAUAGUUUUACUAAGUUUAUUCUAUUAAAUAGAUUAAAAAUUUUCCGUUCAAUAAGGCGCCGAGGAUUCUCAGAAUAAGGAACGAUUUAGACAAUAGAAUUUCUGAAAAGGUUAGUUCAUUUUAUUUAUUUUAUGUUUCGUAAAAAAUUGUCGUCUAAAAAGGUGUUUUUGUGACGUGUUUUCUUCAAAUGUGUAGGUAUGUUAGUUUUUGUGGGUGUUGCUGUUUUAGAGUGGAUUGUUGUGGAAGAUUGAGAAACUUUGCCUUGUACAUUUUUUAAAUAUUUCAAAAGUGUUAUUUAUUAUUACACAUUAAUAUUAUUCUUAUUAAGAAUAUGUUUAUUUGUAGAUUCUAAGUUGAAGAAAUUUACCUGUUAAAAUUUUUGUAAAAUAAUAAAAAUUCCCGCUAGUUCUGGUAAACUGAACUAACCUGUAAUAUAUUACCCUUAAAACUCUUUGGAAGGGAUUCCGCCCGUUAGUAUAAAAUAUUCCUCUGCUUUUAUCGUUCUGUACAGAUUUUGACCUAUUGAAUGCAGUAGAUUUCAAACUCUAGAUUAAACUAAAAAUGAAACAUUUUUAUUAAAACAGGAGUCAAAAAUGGAUCCUAAGAAUCUUGAUACACAGAAGAUUAAUACACAUAAGAACUCUCACAACACACUUAAGAAUUCUCGUUACACACCCAGCAAUGUUCAUAAUACUGUUAACACUAGUAACACAGUUGACAAGGAUAAUACUGUUAAUGUAGUUGACCAUGAUAGUCCGCAACACAAUCAAAUGAAUAACAUUUCACCUGAAAUUAAGGUGAACACUGCUAAUACUAAUGUAUGUAACACUAAUACUAAUGUAUAUAACACUAAUGCUAAUGUAAACAAUACUGAUGCGAAGAGUAACAACACACCUGAAAUUAAGCUAACCAAUGCAGUUAAGAGUAAUACACUAAAUAAGGAGAAUACUACCCACUCUUUAAAGGAGAAUAGUACUGACAAGAAGAGUAAUUCAACCUUUAAAAGAGUUAACUCUGAAAAGAAGAGUUAUGCCACUAAUACUACCCACAAUAGGUCCAAUAUUAGUACUACCAACUCCUCAAAAGAUAACUCUGAUAAAAAUAACAUGCCUGAAACCAAGGCAGUCAAUUCCAAUGCUGAUAAACAGAAUGUGCCUGAAACUAAGGUGCCAGAUUGCAAUGCAGCUGAUAAAAAACUCAACAAUACUAUUGUUACCAACACCAACACACCCGAUAAGGAUGUUUCACCAGAAACCAAGGUAUCUGAUUCCAGUACUGAAAAACAGGAUGAGCCUGCAUCUCAGGUAAUCAACUCCACUACUGAAGAAAAAAGCACAGAAAAAAAGGUAGAACUGGAUAAUGUUGACAUUUCCAAGAUCAUUAAGGAGAUUAUAGCCAACAACAGGGCUAACAUAAUACCCGAAAGUAAGGCUAGCACCAACGCCAGCACAUUUAGGGAAAACACCUUCAGGGCUGACAAUGUUGGUGAAAUGUUCCCUAAUGCGGAGGUUAAAACUGGUAUAGAACUGGAUGGAAGGGAGUUUAGCAGGUAUAACACUGCAGAAACAGCUUUGGUGACUGAUCGUAUGUGCUAUGACGCUCAAAUUGGCUACAAAAGAACAAAACCUGAUGAGAGGAUGUUUAAAUUUGACAAUAGGUUGAAAUACUUUAAAAGACCGGAAACCAUUAAGAAUGACAAGCUUAUUGAAAAACUACAACAAUUAAUCGUUAACAACGCCACAAGGAGGGAUGCUAUGGAUAAAAGAGAUCUGCAGAUAAGGGAUGGCUUCGAAAGGAGGGACCCUUAUGAGAGAAAAGAUCAAUAUGACAGGAGGGAACAGUAUGAUACUGAACAAAUGAUCACUGAGCAGUACAUACGGCAGCAGUUGUACUACAGAGAAGACAUUCACCAAGGGAUGAUUGGAAUAGCCGAGAGAAGAGGUGGUCUCAGCUGGAUCAGAACAAGUAACGGCAAUUUACUUCCCCAAAUUGAAAACACUUGGCUAAAACACAUUAUCACAAGUCUUCAAAGUAACAAACUUGCCCUCAUGAACUUUUUUACUAACCUCGAAAAGUGCUUGAUUGAGUCAGUACAAUUCUUAUACAGGGAAGGCAUUAAACCUUACCUAGGCGAUGUGGCAAAUCAGAUGAAGAGAUCGAUUUGUGACAACUUUUGGAGUGCAGCUGAGGUUGCCUAUGUGUCCCUCCACUGCAAGAACACAGUGAAGCUGAACAUUGAGCUGAGGGUUAAAGGUGAGAUGGGCUGGGUGGUUUACUUGAUUAAGGAACCAAGUGACUUUAAAGGCUUUGUGGAUACUCACUCCACCAUCAACAGCUACGACGAUUACUACUGGCGCCAGCUGAACAUCUUCGCCUCAUCAAUUCUGACUAACAAUAAUGAUAAGGUUAAGGACGACAAGGACUUUAACGGAGGCAGAUAUGCUUUCGCAGAAAGACUAAAGAAUGAAGUUGAAGCCUUCAGGGACAUGAGACUUGGUGAGGUGGUUCACCUGGUGCAGCUGGCCAUAUACUCUGGAAUCUUCGUAUACACUCAGCGGAUUUUAUUGCCGGUUUCAGCUUGUGAAAAAACUGCCCAGGAGUUGUUUCCAAAGCUUAAAAAGUCAAGAUAUCCAGUUUGUACUUGCAUAAACGAGGUGCUUAAAAUCGUUUCUCUGCUCGUGGAUAACAGGAAAAACGGCCUGGUUCUAGCCCAGCUUAAACAACAAUUUAUGCUCCAGUUUAACAGGGAACUUAAUCCACUAUCUUUUGGAUACAGAAAACUCCAAAAUCUUCUCUUGUCUGACUUGUUUAGCCAAAAUUAUCAUUUGUUUGUACCAGUUGACUCUCCUCAUAGGACCCACAUCCAACAUAUUCAAUACCCAAUCCCCUCUGGGUGUAAGAUUUUCAAGCAGUCAAAGCUCCGGUUUGACCCUCUAAAGUUUCCCACACCACUCACAGACUACUAUGAUCAGUACUAUAACAUCUGCAACAAGCAUAGCAAGAGCGGGAGCAAGGGAUAUAAGAGCAAAGAGUGCACUUGCUUGUGGAAACUUGAAUACGAUACUCUACCCCAAGUCGUCCAAGAUUCUAUUAAGGACUAUCUUGAAUAAUUUUUUCUAAUUUAUCUCUACUUGUA
Molecule: messenger RNA, 4365 nt
Organism: Theileria parva strain Muguga
Lineage: Eukaryota; Apicomplexa; Aconoidasida; Piroplasmida; Theileriidae
Product: OST-HTH Associated domain protein
Exons: 4
Coding region: 1823-4339 (838 amino acids)
Source: RefSeq, a predicted model, not a curated record